Messenger RNA from Ixodes scapularis (black-legged tick), 4249 nucleotides. It is a transcript of the gene Prm, whose product is annotated as paramyosin. The record is from RefSeq and is a predicted model, not a curated record. Bases 418 to 3039 code for a protein of 873 amino acids. The transcript has 14 exons. Gene Ontology annotation, cellular component: myosin complex. Lineage: Eukaryota; Metazoa; Arthropoda; Arachnida; Ixodida; Ixodidae.
CCGCGAGUCGGGGGCCCAGCCCGAGGCUCACCAGCUCGCAGUGGGGCAACGGCGCGCGCUUCCCAAAAAGGGCUCCGCUCUAAGAAACCCGAGCUCGGAGCGCGGAGUCCCAAAACGGGGCGGCCGGCGCCGCCCCCCGGGCGUCCCGAGCAACCAAAAAGCAAGCGGGGCCCCAGGACGAGCACCUUGUUGGUUGAAACGAGCCGAGCGCCCUCACGCGGUGCCUACAAGUUCUCGGGAAGGACCUUCAAGUGGCGAUCCCGCGGUCUGCUCACUUCGACAUCGAGGGCUCUUGCCGCUCACUUGUGUGGUGUGUGAGGUUCCGGUUCCCCGGUGCGCGGUCUCCAGCCUUCUUCCCCCACACUUCGACUCACGUUUUCGCUCCGACGUCCCGUGGCUGCAUCGAAGAGCGCAACCAUGUCUGCACGAAGCAGCAAGUACAUGUACAAGAGCUCCGGCGGCGCUGGAGAUAUUUCCAUCGAGUAUGGAACCGACCUCGGUGCGCUCACCAGGCUUGAGGACAAGCUGCGCCUUCUCCAGGAGGACCUCGAGUCCGAACGGGAGCUCAGGCAAAGGAUCGAGCGCGAGAAGUCGGACCUGACGGUGCAGCUGAUGCAGCUGAGCGACCGGCUGGAGGAGGCCGAGGGCUCUUCGGAGACCGUGGUCGAGAUGAACAAGAAGCGGGACACGGAGCUGUCCAAGCUGCGCAAGCUGCUCGAGGACGUUCACCUCGAGAGCGAGGAGACGGCGCACCACCUGCGCAAGAAGCACCAGGAGGCCAUCGCCGAGUUCCAGGAGCAGCUCGAUGGCAUGACCAAGCUCAAGAGCAAGGCCGAGAAGGAAAGGCAGAAGUUUCAGGCCGAAGUGUACGAACUCUUGUCUCAAGUGGAAAAUUCGAACAAGGAAAAGCUGACCAUCCAGAAGACAGUGGAGAAGCUGGAGCACACCGUGUACGAGCUGAACAUCCGCAUCGAGGAACUGAACCGCACCGUCAUCGAAGUGACGGCGCAGAGGACCAGGCUGAGCGCCGAAAACGCCGAGUACCUCAAGGAGGUCCACGAACUCAAGGUGUCCCUGGACAACGUAAACCACCUCAAGGGACAGUUGGCCACGCAGCUCGAGGACACCCGCCGCCGCCUCGAGGACGAAGAGAGGAAACGUGCCAGUCUGGAGUCGUCCCUGCACACUCUGGAGGUUGAAAUCGAGUCCCUCAAGGUGCAGCUCGACGAAGAAUCCGAAGCCAGGCUCGAGGUUGAGAGGCAGCUGGUAAAGGCCAACGCCGACGCCGCCGCCUACAAGACCAAGUACGAAACUGAAGUCCAGGCUCAUGCCGACGAGGUUGAGGAACUUAGGCGCAAGAUGGCCCAGAAGAUCUCUGAGUACGAAGAGCAGCUGGAGGCCCUGCUGACCCGCUGCAGCAGCCUGGAGAAGCAGAAGUCCCGACUGCAGAGCGAGGUCGAGGUGCUCAUCAUGGACCUGGAGAAGGCCACUGCGCACGCUCAGAACCUCGAGAAGCGCGUCGCCCAGCUGGAGAAGCUCAACAUCGACCUCAAGUCCAAGGUCGAGGAGCUCACCAUUAUGCUGGAGCAGAGUCAGCGCGAGCUUCGUCAGAAGCAGGCCGACCUGCAGAAGCUCCAGCACGAGUACGAGAAGCUGCGCGAGCAGCGCGAUGCCCUCCAGCGGGAGAACAAGAAACUCGUCGACGACUUGGCGGAUGCCAAGAGCCAGCUGCAAGAUUGCGUGCGUCGUCUGCACGAGUACGAAAUCGAGAUCAAGCGUUUGGAGAACGAGCGCGACGAGUUGGCGGCCGCCUACAAGGAGGCUGAGACCCUGCGCAAGCAGGAAGAAGCCAAGUGUCAACGACUCACCGCCGAGCUGGCCCAGGUCCGCCACGAGUACGAGCGCCGCCUGCAGGCCAAGGACGAGGAGAUCGAAGCCCUCCGCAAGCAAUAUCAGCUGGAGGUGGAGCAGCUCCAAAUGCGGCUCGCCGAGGCCGAGGCAAAGCUCAAGACCGAGAUUGCUCGUCUCAAGAAGAAGUACCAGGUGCAGAUCACCGAACUCGAGAUGUCCUUGGAUGCCGCCAACAAGCAGAACCUCGACCUCCAGAAGAUCAUCAAGAAGCAGGCUAUCCAGAUCCAGGAGCUGCAGUCUCACUACGACGAGAUCCACCGUCAACUGCAGCAGACCGCCGACCAACUGGCCGUGUCUCAAAGGCGUUGCCAGGGGCUGCAGGCAGAACUGGACGAACAGCGUGUCGCCCUGGAAUCUGCUCUGCGCUCCAAGCGCGUUGCGGAGCAGUCUCUGGAGGAGUCGCAGGUGCGCGUGAACGAGCUGACCACCAUCAACGUCAACAUUGCCGCUGCCAAGAACAAGCUGGAGAGCGAGCUGUCCGCCCUGCAGGCCGACUACGACGAACUCCACAAGGAGCUCAGGGUGGUUGACGAGCGCUGCCAGCGCACCAUCGUUGAGCUGAAGAGCACCAAGGACAUCCUGAUUGAGGAGCAGGAGCGCUACAUCAAGGUGGAGUCCAUCAAGAAGUCCCUAGAGAUCGAAGUGCGCAACCUGCAGGUGCGCCUUGAAGAAGUGGAGGCCAACGCCUUGGCUGGAGGCAAGCGCGUCAUCGCCAAGUUGGAGUCCAGAAUCCGCGACGUGGAGAUCGAAGUGGAGGAGGAGAAGAAACGCCAUGCCGAGACGCAGAAGAUCCUGCGCAAGAAGGACCACCGCGCCAAGGAGCUGUUGCUCCAGACCGAGGAAGACCACAAGACCAUCACCAUGCUCAACGACGCCGUCGAGAAGCUCAACGAGAAGGUCAAGGUCUACAAGAGGCAGCUCAACGAACAGGAGGGCAUGAGCCAGCAGAACCUGACCCGCGUGCGCCGCUUCCAACGCGAACUGGAGGCGGCCGAAGACCGCGCCGACUCCGCCGAGAGCAACCUGUCCAUGAUUCGGGCCAAGCACCGCUCCUGGGUGACCACCAGCCAGGUUCCCGGCGGCACCAGGCAGGUGUUCGUCACCGAAGAGUCGAGCCAGAACUACUAGAGUGGACUCGGGCCGUCCGCCUCGGCCGCCGCUGCGCCACCAGGACCGCCGCCACCGCCACCACCGAUAACAACAGCAGCAGCAGGAGCCGCAACAGUCGCGUCGACGCUGAAGCUCGCCCCACAGCAGCACGCACGAAAGCGCCGGGUUGCCGUGCUGGGUGAAGCCAGCGGCUUCCGCCAAAGCCACUUUCUUUGACUGCCAAAAGGUUGGCUCAAGCGCCGAGUCACCAUCGCCCUGCCGACGGGAACCCCGGAUGCCGGGCAGCCCGGCGGAGCUCAGCGGACAAUCGAUUAGGUCUCUUGAAAUUCUAGGCGUCGCUCUGUUUCUUAAGGACCUCGCUCUCUCGGGAGCUUCGGGCGCUUUCGAGAAAGCGAAUAACAUCUCGCAGGUUUUUCGUCUUUAAGUGACCAAACGUAUCAAAAAAAAAAAAAAAAAGAGUGAAGGCACGAGUUGGUGUUUUUGUCAACCGAUGUUAGUCUUUGGUGACUUGAGAACAAAGCAAAGGGGACCUAGUUAAGACACUUGGCGGAAGAGCUGGCAUAUCCAGUAGGCAACCCUGACAUUUUCGAAGGGGGCGGGAGGUAUCCUCCUCACUCAUGAGAAACUGAUUACUUCCAAGAAUACGCUCGAUUUGUUUUAACUCUUGAAACAACGCAUUGUUACCUUGGCACAUGGUGCUGUAAAAAAAUAAUAAUCAUUGCCGACAUAGAACUACAAGACUGUUGUGGGGAUAUUUAACGACGGGCUUCUUGCGAAACCGAAUAAAAGUUGAAUAAAUUGAACUGAAAAAAAAAAAGAGGAGGUAUGAAGGUUUUCCUUGGUCUUUCUGGACCACACACAACUUGAUUUCCUGUUGUUACACUUACAUAAAUUGUCCAUAUACACGUACGGUUAUUUCAAAUGCGAAUGUCUGUUCUCUUUUUUCCGGGUCGACUGUUUCGCGAAUUCCGUGGAUCGUAACUUUCUCAUUUUGUUCUUGUUUCGAAGACAAAGCUAAUUACGCUGUUGCUGACAUCUCGCGGGUUUUUUCUUUCUUCUCUUUUUCCCUUCCCCACCUCCCCUCCACACAAAGUUUUGCGUCCAGUUUUCUUCUCUCUUUUGAAAGCUUUCGAUCUUUCCUUUACCAGACGUGAUUUGUGUGUCGUAGAGCGUGCACGCUGCAGGUGUACUUUUACAGAAACAAUAAAGGCGCCUCCAAAAACCUCCA